GUUUGAUAAGAUUCCACAGCCCACUCGUUUCGGACCAUGCGGAUUGUUGGCUGUUUUUCGUGUGACGUAGGGGCCCCUGCGAUGGCACCCUCUCGAGCGUGCGAGAGAACUAGACUAGAGGCGGCGUGACUCGUCUCGCUCCGACACUAUGCGCGAGGACGCGAGCGGCCAGCGGCCACGGGACUCGGGAUGCAUCCGAUCGAUCUCCUGCUCCUGCUCGGGCUUCGGUCGUCCUUUCGCAUCAGACAUUCUGCGCACAGCAGGCCACUCGGGCCUCGUUUGUCUGCGACUCGCCCUCGCGCUGUCUGCAGACGCAGCAGAUGAUCGUCAUCUUACGGAACCAGUACACGCAGAAAAGGAAAAGCCACGAAGACUGCACGAGCCGAACCGCGAUUCAUCGCUGCCUUCGCCUUCGCCUUCGCUUCUUGACAAGUCAGCGGGGCUUUUGAAAUCCACCGCCUCCGGGAAGGUCUCGGGCUGCUCUCGUUCCCUGGAGAGCUCGAACUCUCGUCCUGCCGGAAUGCUUUAAAAUUCGUGCACCGCGGUAAAUCCACUGGUUCAUGAUUAUUCGGUCCAAGAAAAAGGCGGACGCAGGGUUAGUGCAUGCCCUAGAUCUGCUUUCGAAUCUAGGUUGGUACAGUAUAGGAUAGUACAAUACACCGGUGUACCGUGUGUACAGGCUGGCAAUUCUACCUACCUCGUUGGUUGGGAUCAUGGUAGAAGACACUCCUACUGUUACACCCUCGAACCUACUACAGUAACCUCGCGGAGGUAACUACAGUACACGGCCUCGCAAUGCAAUGAUAUUUCUGGAGAUGUCCCUACUUUAAUUCUACACUACUCAAUCACUUGUACUUGCCGAGCCCAGACAGACAGAGAAACAUUCAUGAAUGAAUGAGACUAUGACAAAGCA
Molecule: messenger RNA, 913 nt
Organism: Marchantia polymorpha subsp. ruderalis
Lineage: Eukaryota; Viridiplantae; Streptophyta; Marchantiopsida; Marchantiales; Marchantiaceae
Source: the annotation of a GenBank genome assembly